AUGCUCCACGCGGAACACGAAUGUGAAAUAGUUGAAGAAGAAGAUGAUAUACUGUUUCUUCCUGGUAGAGGCAUAUUUGAAAGAUUGAGAGACAUUUUACGUCUCUCAUUGUUACCCUCGCGUAAGAAUCCAGCCGCUUUUUAUUAUUUGCGAAGCAGUGCUGCCAUAAUCCAAGAGAAACGUCGUCAAUGGCGAAAUUUCCCGAAUGUCAUUCAUCCAUUCAGCUUAUUCAGCUACUUCGACAAAAACGUGCAUUCGACGGAGUUGGAUCCAAGGAAAAUAGUUGAUAAUUAUCUAAAGCAUGGCACAUUUAUCGUGGAUUUCAUCGGUUCCUUCCCAACCGAUAUCUUCUAUAUAAACAUGUUCGAGCUAACAAUAGCUCGGAAGUGGACAUCCCUAUUAUGCAUCUUUCGUGUUUUCUCUCUCGCUAAUUACAUCGAGAAGAUAAUAACCCUCUACGAUAUACCUCUCGUCUUCAAACUGUUGUUCGUGUUAAUCUUCUGGCUGCUGCUGUUCUUCCACUGGCAAACCUGUUUGCAGUGGUUGAUACCCAUAAUAACCAAGUCGCUUUACGAGCCGAAACGUCCCAGUAACACAUCGUGGAUCGAGGUGGCGAACUUGUGGGACGUUCCAAGGAGAGAGCAGUAUCUGGGCAGUUUAAUGCGUGCCAUAACCACGUUCAUGAGAAUCGGCCUCGUUUACACAUCCCUGGACAACAUGGGCGAAGUUUAUAUGAUCAUAUUGGUCCGAAUAUUGGGCAUGAUCUUGCCCUGGUUCAUAGUCGCGUCCGUGUUGAACUUUCUCAAGGGUGAGCACAGCUCCCGUUUGAAGUAUCAGGGUACCGUGGCCCAGCUGAAACAUUUCAUGAGGCACAAACAACUGCCCUAUCCCAGCCAGAAACGGAUCAUCCAGUAUUACGAGUUCCGUUUCCAAUAUCGAUUCUUCCGCGAGUCCGAAAUAAUUAACUCGAUAUCGACCCAGAUGCGCCACGAGAUAAGGAUGCACACGUGCCGGAAACUGGUCGAGAACGUGACGUUCUUCAACAAUUUGCCGUUGACGUUGCUCGGCCAAAUCGUUGCGUUGUUGAAGUUCGAGAUAUUCUUGACCAACGACGUGAUCGUGCGGGUCAAUCAGCCCGGUGAUUGUAUGUACUUUAUAGCCUCGGGCACGGUGGGUAUUUACACGGACUCGGGGAAGGAGGUGUGCCAUUUGGACGACGGGGCUCACUUCGGCGAGGUCGCCCUCGUCAUGCCCAACGAGUUGAGGGUGGCGAGCGUGGUCGCUGUCGAGAUAUGCGAGUUGUACCGGUUGAAUCGUGCCGACUUCAUGAGAACGAUACACCCCUACCCUAUGCUGUGGGAGAGGAUCAAGAAGAUCGCGAUCGAGAGGCACGAGAAGACCAUGAUACUCACUACAUAG
Molecule: messenger RNA, 1419 nt
Organism: Apis florea (little honeybee)
Lineage: Eukaryota; Metazoa; Arthropoda; Insecta; Hymenoptera; Apidae
Product: potassium/sodium hyperpolarization-activated cyclic nucleotide-gated channel 1
Biological process (GO): sodium ion transmembrane transport; potassium ion transmembrane transport; regulation of membrane depolarization
Cellular component (GO): HCN channel complex
Molecular function (GO): voltage-gated potassium channel activity
Source: RefSeq, a predicted model, not a curated record